Molecule: messenger RNA, 1651 nt
Organism: Camellia sinensis
Lineage: Eukaryota; Viridiplantae; Streptophyta; Magnoliopsida; Ericales; Theaceae
Source: RefSeq, a predicted model, not a curated record
GGGUGUUCUUGUCUCGAUUUGACUCAGAAUUGAGAAAAGCCCUCCUCCACCCACUGCAUAUCACCAACCCAUCUCAUUUUUUUUUAAUCUUUCAUUCUAUAUUCACAAAUAUUCAAUCUCUCUCUCUCUCUUUCUCUCUCUCUUUUUACUCUGUAUUUUGAUGCUCAUUUAGCCUCUCAGAUUUGUUUCGUCUUUCGAAGAACAGCUCAAAACAAACAAGACCCAUUUCUAUAUAUUUACAAGAAGAUGAGAGGGGUUUUGUGGCAACUUGGGCAAUCAAUCACUCGCCGACUUGCUCAAGCUGAUAAGAAGGUCGUAACACGACGAUGCUUUGCCACAGAAGCUGAACUCAAGAAGACAGUUCUGUAUGAUUUCCAUGUCUCAAAUGGUGGCAAGAUGGUCCCAUUUGCUGGAUGGAGCAUGCCCAUUCAAUACAAGGACUCAAUCAUGGAAUCCACUCUGAAUUGUAGGGAAAACGGUAGCCUAUUUGAUGUCUCUCAUAUGUGUGGGCUAAGCCUCAAGGGGAAGGACUGUAUCCCAUUUCUUGAGAAGCUCGUUAUUGCCGAUGUUGCCGGGCUUGCCCCUGGAACUGGGACGCUUACUGUCUUUACGAAUGAGAAAGGAGGAGCAAUUGAUGAUUCGGUGAUCACAAAGGUUACGGAUGAUCACAUAUACCUGGUUGUGAAUGCAGGGUGCAGAGAUAAGGAUCUCGCUCAUAUUGAGGAACAUAUGAAGGCAUUCAAGGCCAAAGGUGGAGAUGUCUCUUGGCAUAUUCAUGAUGAGAGAUCUCUACUAGCUCUCCAGGGUCCUCUUGCAGCACCAGCUCUUCAACACCUGACAAAGGAGGAUUUGAGCAAGAUAUACUUUGGAGAGUUUCGGAUGUUGGAUAUUAAUGGGGUCCACUGCUUCAUCACUAGGACAGGGUACACAGGUGAAGAUGGAUUUGAAAUUUCGGUUCCUUCAGAGCAUGCGGUAGAUCUUGCUAAAGCAAUCAUAGAGAAAUCUGAAGGGAAGGUAAGGUUGACCGGGCUGGGUGCCAGAGACAGUCUCAGGCUUGAAGCCGGGCUGUGUCUGUAUGGCAAUGACAUGGAACAACACGUAACACCGGUUGAGGCUGGGCUCACUUGGGCCAUAGGUAAGCGAAGAAGAGCCCAAGGCGGGUUUCUUGGCGCCGAGGUGAUCCUCAAGCAACUUGAAGAGGGUCCAUCAAUCAGGCGUGCCGGUUUUUUCUCUUCAGGUCCGCCUCCCAGAAGCCACAGUGAGAUUCAGGAUGACAAAGGGAAUUCCAUUGGUGAAGUCACUAGUGGAGGAUUCAGUCCCUGUCUCAAGAAGAACAUUGCAAUGGGGUAUGUGAAAACCGGGUCACACAAAGCGGGCACCAAAGUUAAGAUUUUGAUCCGCGGGAAGGCCUAUGAUGGAAAUGUCACAAAAAUGCCUUUUGUACCAACAAAAUAUUACAAGCCAUAAUUUCUGUUCUGUUUUUAGCUUAUUGAUUUCCCCGUUGGUUCCUCAGUUUGACUUGUUUAGAUGAACUUGAAUGCGGCUACAAAUGCUAAUACUUCUAUUUGGUAGUUGGUGAAAAUAAAUACCGAAAAAGAGUAUAUGAUCAUUUGAUUUGUUUUUGUUGUUAUACCAUGGUCAUUUGAUUGAA